Molecule: messenger RNA, 1140 nt
Organism: Necator americanus (New World hookworm)
Lineage: Eukaryota; Metazoa; Nematoda; Chromadorea; Rhabditida; Ancylostomatidae
Exons: 9
Coding region: 1-1140 (379 amino acids)
Biological process (GO): signal transduction
Molecular function (GO): signaling receptor activity; peptide hormone binding
Source: RefSeq, a predicted model, not a curated record
AUGUCGCCUGUGCUGAGGCCUCAGUUUCUUAUUGUUGUUUAUUUUCUGUAUUUCGUUAUACCCACCCUUACGCAGGUUGUCAUCAAUUCAUCGAAACGUGAUAACGUUGUCCUUGUUGGACAUAUCGGAGCGAUAGGAGCUCUGCCUAAUUAUGAGAAAGUUCUGGAUCUUGCACGAAAGGAGUUGCAGGAGGAUGGAACUCUUGGACCGGACAUGGAUAUUGAAAUUAUCUCGCGAAACGGAUGCGGCGAUGCUUUCGAAGGAGUGGCAGCAGCGGCCGAUCUCUACCAUAUCGAGCACGUGACCACAUUCCUGGGACCAUACUGUAGCGCUGAAAUGAUUCCUGUGGCGACAAUGGCGAACUUCUGGAACAUACCCAUAAUCGCAUAUAUGGCGACAGCUAACGCUCUGUCAAAUAAGAAGAUUUACAAAACUCUCGUCCGUACAUCGUUGAGAACGAUGAAUACGAUAGCUGAGGCAACUGCAGCGUUCAUAAAACACUAUCGGUGGAAGAAGGUGUCUUUAGUUUCGAAUAUUGGCGCAUCUGCUUACGAGAAACUGAUGGCGUUUGAGCCCGUUUUGAAGCGUCAUGGAAUCACAGUCACCAGGAAGAUCCUUUUCGAAGAGGCAGCAACAGUUCAGGAUAUGCUGAACGGCGGACAAUUGGAGGAAAUUCGAGCAAAUUCUAGGAUUGUCAUUGUAAUGUUCUCGUCAACACGUGACCUCACAUCGAUAUUUCGGGAAGCAACGGCCAAAUAUGGGCUCCUGGAAGCAGAAUUUGCUUUUAUUUUCCCAUGGUUGCAAGAAGGAAGCAAUGGAGCGUCGCCAUUCGUUGGCAGCGAUAAUUCAAUCUUAGAAAGAGUCAAACAGACUUAUGGAAAUUGUAUCCUGGUUGACGACACCAACGGUUUCGAUGACCGCAUGAUCACACCGUUUGUGGAACGGCUGAAUUCCAUUGGGCUCGACGAAAAGGACAUUGAUUUGAGCAACAUCUACGGAUACAUUGCACUGUUCGAUGCGUUCAAAAUGUUCGCAGUGGCAGGUCGUCGGGUUCUGAACAAAACCGGCAAAUUCUCUUCGAUUACAGAUGGAAAGCUUAUGUGGAAUGCCAUGAGACGAAUGACAGUUCCAGGCAAGUGA